AUAGAACCAUGGUCCCCCAAGAGAUGACACGCAAGCCUUCUCUCUAUCUUCUCAUCCUCCACUUCUCCAAUCGAAAGCAGCACACGCCAACGAUUCCAAUCGAAAGCACCACACCACAACACUCUUCUUCUAUCACCUGAGAAAGAAAGAGAAACCCAAACACCAUUUCAAUGUCGUCCUCUUCUGCCACUGCAACAACCCUCUUGUUCUCCACCGAUCACCAUGUUCCCCUCUCUCCUUCUCCAACCAUUCCCAAAUCCUUCACUCGCCUCUGCAAACCCUUCCAUUCAAGAGUUCCCACCUCCAUUCACUUCCAUUGCGCUCGACCAUCCUUCUUCGUCAGGGCCACUGUUAUAAAGUGGCGAUGUCCAAAGCAAACCCUCCCUCCCAAAGAUACCGUUUUCAAAGAAAAAGUCAUCCCUCCCAACGAUACCGGUUUUGAAGAAAAAGUCCUAUAUCUUGAGUCUAUCGGUAUUGACUCUUUCUCACUCAUUGAAAAUCAUCCAAUGCUGAUCACUGCAUCACUGGCUGACAUAAAAUCCACUGUAGAAUACAUUACCUCCAUGGAUUUCUCUGCAAUUGAGUUUCAGCGUAUAGUUGGCAUGUGUCCUGAGAUUCUAACUACCAAAGUCUCAGACAUCAUACCUGUCUUCACGUUCCUUCACCGUGAAGUUCAUGUAAAAGGCUCAGAUAUUAAGCGGGUCAUAAAUCGUCGUCCCAGGUUGAUUGUCUGCAGUGUUAAUAACCGACUCCGCCCUACCUUAUACUUCCUCCAAAGUAUUGGCAUAGAAGAGGUAAGUAAGCACACUGAUUUGCUAUCAUGUAGUGUCGAAGAUAAGUUUUUACCCAGGAUUGAUUACUUUGAGAAUAUUGGGUUUUCUCGCGAUGAUGCAACUUCAAUGUUUCGAAGAUUUCCUCAGUUGUUUUGUUGUAGUAUUAAGAAUAAUUUGGAGCCCAAAUACAAUUACUUUGUGGUGGAGAUGGGGAGAGAUUUGAAGGAGCUGAAAGAAUUUCCACAGUAUUUCUCAUUUAGCUUAGAAAAUAGAAUUAAGCCUAGACAUAAACAAUGUGUAGAAUUGGGGGUGUGUUUCACUCUCCCUGUGUUAUUAAAGACAAGUGAAGUGACAUUUAGAAAUAGAUUAGACUUAUGUGUAAAUUCUUCAACACCCUUGGAAACAUCUCCUCUGUGGUGUACUGGUUUUCAUGUUGAUUAAGUAUACAGACAAAAUUACUUUGUAAAUGUACAUUGCUUUUGUGAAUUUCUAAAUAGCUGUUAGGUGCUCU
Messenger RNA from Lotus japonicus, 1284 nucleotides. RefSeq names its product transcription termination factor MTEF1, chloroplastic. The record is from RefSeq and is a predicted model, not a curated record. Gene Ontology annotation, molecular function: double-stranded DNA binding. The coding region runs from base 171 to 1214 and encodes 347 amino acids. Gene Ontology annotation, biological process: regulation of DNA-templated transcription. The transcript has 2 exons. NCBI's taxonomy places the organism in Eukaryota, Viridiplantae, Streptophyta, Magnoliopsida, Fabales, Fabaceae.